Gadus chalcogrammus (walleye pollock) is the source of this 3819-nucleotide messenger RNA. RefSeq names its product tyrosine-protein kinase STYK1. Gene Ontology annotation, molecular function: transmembrane receptor protein tyrosine kinase activity; ATP binding. Lineage: Eukaryota; Metazoa; Chordata; Actinopteri; Gadiformes; Gadidae. Gene Ontology annotation, biological process: protein phosphorylation; positive regulation of kinase activity; multicellular organism development. The coding region runs from base 1137 to 2222 and encodes 361 amino acids. Gene Ontology annotation, cellular component: signaling receptor complex. The transcript is spliced from 8 exons. The record is from RefSeq and is a predicted model, not a curated record.
GAAACGGAACAACACAGCCUACCUGGCCAAGAUGUGAUCCGGUUGGUGGUCUUUGGACUGCAGUUUUCGGAGUUUCUUCUAAUAACACGCUUAUUCAACGUGAAACCGUCUUGGCGAAGAGUUGUGUUUUCACACCGUGCAGUGAGCCAUGUUUCAAACUGUGCUGCAGUAAACUCUAUAAUCCGAUUAAGCAAUACUCGAUAACUUUUCUGAUCAUGUUCCGUGUUGAUUUCCUGACUGCAGUGGUUUCUAUCCAAUCCACGGGCUAGUUUGUGUUAGAACGUUGCCAUUUAGCCAAUAAGAAAUGAGGUGGGCGGGUCUUCUGUGUUCAUUUAUUCAACGCUUGAGUAUUCUUCGUAUCGGAAAGGCGGAGUAAAGCACUCAGAAAAGGUCUUCACUGUUAUCAGAAAGGACUUUAUUCUCUUGUUUUUAGAUCAUGAUAUUUUUAUAUGAUACAAGUACCUCUACUUAUAUCAUCAAUAUUGCACAAAAGCAUCGCUCUUGCAGAAUUCAAUGUUUUUUUCCCCCUGAGAUAAGGAGCACAAGAGUGGGCUAUUUGUUGCCGAUUUGUGCCAUCUUGUGGUUACAUUACAGGUUGCAGUCCGUAUACGCUCAGGGCAAUGCAAUAUUUAUCAGAGGACAGAAAUGCACCUGUUAUCAUGUGGGUCUUAUGUUAAUUAUUAACGUCUGGUCAAAUUACGAGUGUCUUUAACGGUCAGCAGUUGCAUAGAAAGGACAUUGACAUCCUAGAAACAUUCAGAGCUGUGUUCAAGAGUGGUUUUCUUUUAGUCUUAUAAGGCUUCUAUCUUGACUUAAAAGACACUUUUAAAGAAGAUUUUUCGAUAAAAAUGGAAAUACACACGAUGAAGAAGCGUCCGACUCCGUGGCUGUGGUCGUUAUUCCCACUGUACUGGUGAUCAGUUCUGUGGUCGUGGUGUCCCUCAUCUUCUGCAGUAUCCUCAGGAAGAGGAGAAUCAGCCCGCUGAGCUUCAUAGGCAGCUCAGUGCAGAACACCAACAGUAGGAACGUUUGCACAUCCGUUAACGGAAUCAAAUGACUCGGAUUACCUUUUUUUCUGCACUUGUUAAACGUAGAGUAGAGACUGUUUACAGUGGAUCCAUUCCCGGGCUUAUCGUAUGGAUUUGACAUUUGUCCUUUUCUAUUUCCCCCCAGAAGGUCAGCAUUGUUCUUCCCUGGGUGCAGUGCCUCUGAUCCCCUGUGGAGUGAGAGAGGCUCUGCACCCGUGGGAGAUGCCUGCAGAGUGGGAUGUCGAUGGCGUGGAGCUGUUGUGCACGGGGAGCUACGGCCCUGUCUGCGUAGGCUGGCUGACCAGAGAGGGACGCUCCGCAGCAGUGGUGGUGAAGGCGCUCCGGGAUCCCGCCAGCCCGUCUGAAGAAAGAGAGUUUGCUGAGUGGAUUCUGUUCCACGCCAAGGUGUGCAAUAAUAAGAGUGAGCGGCUGGUGCGGAUGCUGUGCUGCCAGGCGCAGCGUCUUCCAAUGUACCUGGUCCUGGAGGCCCACAGCCCAGGCAACCUGCUCCAUUUCCUCUGGGGCCUCAGAGAGAAGGAUUCAGACAAGGGGCCGCUGCACGUCUCGGAGAGGUCAGUGUUUCUGUUGGCGACCCAGGUGGCAGAGGGCCUGGAUUACCUCCUGACAGAACACAGGGUAGUGCAUGGUUACGUCGCUGCAAGGAACAUUCUGAUUGGCCCAGACCUGUCUGCCAGGGUGUCUGGAUUGGGCACAGCAUUUGCCGAGCACCAAACAGACAGAACUACAAUGGAGCGGCCCAUGGAGGUACCCCUGAAGUGGCUGGCUCCUGAGAGGAUUACCAACCAGCCAGCCUUCCACAGGAGUGAUGUGUGGUCGUUUGGAAUCUUAUUAUAUGAACUUAUAACCUCAGGGUCCCCUCCAUAUCCUGAGUUGGAACCCCAGUCUGUGCUUCCACAUCUUCAGAGUUCCUACCGAAUGGAACAACCAGAAGGCUGCGGGGCCCCUCUGUACAACCUGAUGAAGUACUGUUGGAUGUGGAGCUUCAAGGACCGUCCAACCUUCUCCGCAAUCAUCAAGCUGUUGGGGUCCACCUUGGACCUGGCCGCUACGGAAGCCCUGCCGUCCCAAGGGCUCAUAGACGCCGCCCAAUACAACAAGAUAGCAGGCAUUCAUCCCCACUUAUGGCAGCUGUCACCAGACAGCCCAAUCAAACAUGAAUCCAGUGCGUGUUAGGGUGAUUAUAGUGUGUUGGGGUUUUUAAAGACAUUCUGUAUGGUGAAUACUAUGGUUGUGAUCGAGGUGUAUACUGGACAUGGUCAAGUACCAUUAUGAUUGAUUGAAAACAGCGCAAAGGAGUCAAGUUACAUUUGACACAAUGAUACAAGAAAGUUGUGCUACUUUGUAGGAGCAGUUUUUCCAUAUUUCAAAAAAAUGCCAUAAAAUGUCAUAUUGCAGUCUUUUUAUUUUCAAAAUGAGCAGAAUCAAAAAUACAGAUUUUUGUACAUGCCCUUAUCUGCUUUGCAAAUUUGGACAAUGACCCGACAAUGCUCAGAAUGCAUACAACACUGACCUUGCAGUUUCUAAGUGGGAGGACAUGAAAACAUUGGGAAUGAAUGUGGUGUUUAUUUAAUCAGAACUGGAAUGCAAUAAGUUAUGGAAGCCGCAGAUAGAAGAGCAGCAAAACCAUAUCUAGUUCGAUGUUUACAAUUUCAACAUUGCAGGCAACUUAAUUGACAAUUAUUGUAUGCCAGUUAUUUAUAAAGAACAGCAAUUUCAUUCUAGGUCCUUAUUUUCUUUCAAGUUUUUUAACAAAGGAUAUUAUUCUAAAUGUAGACACAAAUGUAUUCAUGCAUGGAUUACUUUUGAAAGUCAAACCAAAUAGCCUCAUAAAACAGAGGCAAAGAUGUACAAGCAAAAUGCCCAAAUACCAAAAUCCAAUAGAGAAAAGAAAAAAACAUAGAAUCGAUCAUGGUAAUAUUAAAGUCAUCGUUUAAUUCGCAGUAUCCUAAAAUCGGAAUAACAAAUAUUUCAAAUGAGAUGUUACAUAGAUGAUUGAUUUAUGAGUUGUAUUUUUAUAGAAUUGGUCAAAGCGCAAAAUUGGAUACAACAUUUACCUCACGUGUUGACUACAGUCAAAGGGAAUGACAAUAUACCUUCAUAUAUACUGACAGUAUUUGUGCUGAUACAAACUCCCUGUCAAUACAAAGCUGCCAUAAUGCUGUAAUAGACAUUCCCAUUGUGCAAAAAACUGACCGCACUAGUAUGGAAUUUGAAAUGUCUGAAGAACUCAGCAAAAAGACAAAGGAUGCUCCAGGAUCAUCCAUCGCUGAAGGACACUGAACUCCGAUAAUGUCACAGAAGUCAAUGUUAAACUAAAUAUAUUUCAAAGGUUUUCCAUUAACAUCUCCUGUUGACGUUUGGAUAAAAUAAAGGCAUUUUAGUCAGAUUGGUCCUAUGUGCUUUACAUAUUUGGGUGGGGGAAUGGGGGUAAUCAUUGUCAUUAUGUAAUUGCAACAGCAAAAAGAGUAUAUGUUUUAGAACAGGCUGGGAAUCAGAUCCUGCUAAGACUACAUACAGGUCACAAAGAACCAUACUUCGCAACAUCACCAACCAACCUGUUGUAGGAUUCCCUUACCGGGCAUACCAUGAAAGUGUUGACAACAGGAUCGAACAUAAAAUAAAAUAACAUAUCACAGAGGGAUGUAUCCACUACACACCUUCUCAGAAAAUUAUCAAAAAGUAAAUUAAUGUACAUCUCAAAGUCCGCUAAAAAACAGUGUCAUGGAAAGACUUGUAGUGGUGUGUCCUGAAGACCUACCCUACCCCCCCC